AUGUCUGGCAACUUCGAUUUCCCAGGUUCCUCUGAUCGCAACAAUCGACCGGGGAGCCCCGCGGAUCGGGCACAGUACCGUACGCGUUUGAACACCCGACUACAACACCUACAAGGCUUACUUGAUGCUCGAAUGUCCCGCUGGCGAGAAACCGCCCGCGAAAGCACUUACAACGUUUUUCAUGAAGAGUUACAGGCCUUAGAGGGCAUCAUCGAUUCCCAUGUCGAGAAUGACUCUGAAAAUAUUGGGGAGCGAAUCGGUUUUGAAAGAGGCCAACAGGCAGAUACUUCUGUCCCUGUAACAACCCAGCCCAGGUCAGAACAAAGCAGAAGAUCGAAUGAACCCACAACUGGGCAAAGACGUCCCCGGAUGGGUGCGGUGGAUCGGCUAAAUAUGGCCAUGGACGCUACCGAUGCUGACACCCGGAGAACCACGUCCUUCGGCGAAUGGGAUAAUCUUCGGCGAGCUGCGGUGCGGGCUUCAGGGACGUCCUUUAACUCUGCUCUUGAUGAGCCUGUUCCCCUGGCAGGACUUUCCCUUCCCGUUUCUCAGGACAGAGCUGCCGAAAGUCGUGGCAGUCGAUGGAGACCGAAAAGGCGCAAAUUGGACUCUGAUGAUAAGAGGGAGGGGAUCCAAGGCUAUAGCUAUGGUCACUUCGGCCAAGUUGUACCGGGCGCUUUGGAGAUGGAGAUUGUCAGCUGUGACGGAGGAACGUAUGAAACAAACGGAGAAAACUCGUAUCCGGAAAAUGUUCUUCUCAACGACUCAUCAGUUUACUGUACCAAAAGUGACCGAUGUAAUUUGAUUCUUCGUCACCAAGGGGAGACACCCUUCUGCCUGAAAAAGAUUGUCAUUAAAGCACCCAAAUCGGGCUUCGACGCUCCCAUUCAAGAAGGGAUGGUCUUUGUCUCAAUGACCUCAGAUGAGCUCUUGGCGCGCACCGCUCAAUACCAAAUUGUGUAUUCCCCAUCUAGACUAAGGUCCCGUCGACGCCGACAUGCUCGAGGAAAUUUUUCUCAGCGAUAUCUAUCCUCAACGAGAUCACCUCUGCAGUCUUUAGAAAGGGCAGCGCUAACAGGCCCGGGAAGCUGGUCAGACUCUGAUAAUGAGCCCACAACACUCUCUUCGAACACCAGGUUCUCCCUCCAUCGAGGCUCCUCGUCUGACUUGCGCAUCACAACCCAGUUUAACGAUAAGUCUGACGAUGAUAUCAAUAAUGAGGAUCCAUCUUCGUUAGCCGAUAUUGACAGAAUGCGCUUAGAACAGUUGGAAUCGGAGGUGAUUUGUCCGGAUUUCGACACCGAUAGCGAUGAUAGUUAUGAAUUGGCCUCUGACUCCCUUCUUCGUGAUCAGCGUCGGCUGCGACGUCGCAUGAGGCAAGUUGUCAAUGCUGUAGAAGCGGUUGGUAAUUUUACUAGCAGGGGCAGACGACGGCUAGUGCCCAGUUUAAUCGAACCCUCAUCUUCGCUGCGGAGCAGAGAUGCCUUGAAUCAUAUCAAUGCAACAUCUUACGACACAGAAGUGAUGAAGCCACAUGCUCGUUUCUUCAUUGAAAAGGAGAAGAGUAUGGUUAGCAUUAAGUUUGAUCCACCUGUAUCUGGAAGAUUCAUUCUUAUCAAGCUAUGGAGCCCUUUUAGUGGAGGGAAUAUUGAUAUCCAGAGCGUGGUUGCCCAUGGCUUCGCUGGGCCUAGGUUCUUCCCGGCUAUGCAAUUCCGAUAG
This is a messenger RNA of Paracoccidioides lutzii Pb01, 1719 nucleotides long. RefSeq lists its product as hypothetical. The record is from RefSeq and is a predicted model, not a curated record. Bases 1 to 1719 code for a protein of 572 amino acids. The transcript is spliced from 4 exons.